AUGGCUCUUCAUCACAAUGCCAGCAAGGUAACCGAGUUUAUUCUCCUGGGAUUCACUUCUCAACGAAACCUUCAACUCCUUCUCUUCAGCUUCUUCUUGGCCAUCUACCUCCUUAGUGUGGCAGGGAAUCUGGGUCUAGUCAUUCUUAUCCGAGCUGACCGUGCCUUGCACACACCCAUGUACUACUUUCUAAGCCACCUGGCCCUGAUGGACCUGUGCUCCUGCUGCACUGUAGCCCCCAAAAUGCUCUUGGGGCUCUUGAAAGGUUAUGACUCCAUUCCCAUCCCAGCCUGUGCCCUUCAGAUGUUCUCCUUUGCAGCUGCUUCAGAUGCUGAAUGUUGUCUCUUGGCAGUCAUGGCCUACGAUCGGUACGUGGCCAUCUGCCGCCCAUUGCACUAUGCAACUGCCAUGCCACAGCAUCUCUGCUGCCUCCUAGUGGCUGCUUCCUAUAUGGUAGGGAUGGCCUCUGGAGUGAUCCAUUCCAGCAUGGCUUUCCGCCUGCCCUUCUGCCGUGCGAAUACUUUGGACCAUUUCUUCUGUGAUAUCCCCCCGGUUCUGGCUUUGGCUUGUGCAGACACACAUAUUAACCAGUUCUUGCUCUUUGUAGUCUGUGGAACUAUCCAGAGCGUCACUCUGUUGGCUAUUAUAAGUUCAUAUGGAAUUAUCCUCUGCACUGUAGGACGAACAGGAUCAUUUCGAGCUAUGUCCACCUGUGGAUCUCACUUUACAGUUGUGGGAGUUCUUUAUGGUACUCUCAUUUUCAUGUACCUACGGCCUGAUGGCACAUAUGCUCCUCAAACAGACAAGAUGACUUCUGUCUUCUACACAGUAGCCAUACCUACCCUCAACCCUGCCAUAUACAGUCUUCGUAACACUGAAGUCAGGCAGGCAGUCAAGAAGAGGCUCAGUAGCAGAAGGUUUAAAAGAGUGGAAGUAUGA
Molecule: messenger RNA, 939 nt
Organism: Thamnophis elegans (Western terrestrial garter snake)
Lineage: Eukaryota; Metazoa; Chordata; Lepidosauria; Squamata; Natricidae
Product: olfactory receptor 5C1-like
Exons: 1
Coding region: 1-939 (312 amino acids)
Biological process (GO): sensory perception of smell; G protein-coupled receptor signaling pathway
Cellular component (GO): membrane
Molecular function (GO): olfactory receptor activity; odorant binding; G protein-coupled receptor activity
Source: RefSeq, a predicted model, not a curated record